Molecule: messenger RNA, 985 nt
Organism: Cuscuta epithymum
Lineage: Eukaryota; Viridiplantae; Streptophyta; Magnoliopsida; Solanales; Convolvulaceae
Source: the annotation of a GenBank genome assembly
CUCAAACUACACACCUUAGUUUACGAAAAUAGUGAAUGGUCCUUGUUCGCGGAUGAUGUCGGACAAAACUUGAACCGUGGCUAGGUUACCCAAGUCUCUACAAUUCCAACUAACAACACUCAUGAUGACAAAAACCAAGGAAAUUAAUGUACACUUUUCUAAAAUAAGGCUAAUUUCUAAAAAAGUGACCACUUUUACAUUUAGACAAAAAUGAGAUUAAUGUACAGUGACAUUUUCAUAAUGACAUUCCGGCAUCUAAUUUCCACAGUGACAUCUCCAUUGUCAUCGGUCAUAGUGACGCAUUUGCAGUGACAUCUCCGCCGUCUCCAGCCAUAGUGACACCGCUGCCGUUCAUAGUGACACCACCGCCGGCCACAGUGACAUAACCAUAGUGACACCACCAGAGGCAUUGCUGCCGCCGCAACAUUCCGGCCGCUGCCAUAUGGACAACCAGGCAUACUGCUGCCGCCCCUGGCCCCCAAAUCAGUCCCUAGACCGCAGCCCCCCAUCCCAACCUCCUGACCCGCCCCCAAUCACCCCCCCCCCCCCUUCCCCAGCUCCAGUUCCGUCCAACCUAGGCCCCGAACCACCGUACCCCUCCCCGACCCAGAUCUAUACCAGAUCUGCACAGCCCCGACCCCGAUCCACCAUACCCCCCCCCCCUCCAGCCUCAUACCCUAGCCUUCAUCCGUUGCUUCUUGUGGUCGCCGUCGUCUUCGCUGCGGUAGCCGCCGACUUUGCUGGUGGUAGACGCUGAAGGAGACAGCCAGAGAUGAGGAGUCCGUCGCUGGUGCAGGGGUUGAAGAUGAAAGCCAUGGAGUGCCAGAUCUGAAUUUUGUCUUCGUGGUAGUAGCGAAUGAGUUCAGAUUCGAAUUCUAAGAUGUUUGCAGCCUUGCAGGGAAAGGGAAAGUCAUGGGCUGGGAGAAAUUCAGCACAGGGGAGACGGAAAGACUUGGGCUCCGAAAGGGAAAUCGUUUAAGAUUUG